AUGGAGUACCGUUAUCUGGGUCAUAGUGGUCUGAAGGUAUCAACACUGUCGCUCGGUGGUUGGGUCACAUUUGGUGCUCAAGUACCACUUGACACAACCAUAAAAUGCAUGCAAGCUGCCUUUGAAAGCGGAAUAAACUACUUUGAUACAGCCGAAGUUUAUGCCAGCGGUAACUGUGAAAUCGAAAUGGGCCAGGCAAUAAGACAUCUAAAGUGGAAACGUUCUGACUUUGUGAUCUCCACCAAGGUGUUUUGGGGAGGGCAGGGACCCAAUGAUCGAGGGCUUUCUAGGAAACACAUUGUUGAGGGAUUACAGGCCUCAUUACAAAGGCUGGGUUUGGAUUAUGUUGAUAUCGUUUAUGCGCAUCGUUAUGAUCCAGAUACGCCAAUGGAAGAAGUAGUUCGCGGUUUCAACUUUGUAAUCGAUCAGGGGAAAGCAUUCUACUGGGGCACCUCAGAAUGGCCUGCGGCACAGAUCGUUGAAGCGCAUAAUGUUGCCAGAUAUUUAAAUCUUAUUCCGCCCUUGUUGGAACAGACUCAAUAUAAUAUGUUCCAUCGCGACCGUUUCGAAGUUGAAUACCACACCCUCUUUAAAGAAUACCGCAUGGGCGGGGCGGUCUGGUCUCCGCUUGCCAGUGGUACACUCACCGGCAAACACAACAAUGGAAUUUGUCCGGGCUCCCGCUUAGCCAUGGAGGAUAAUCGCGUAAUGUUUAUGUUAAAAGAAAAGUGGCUUAGUGAAGAGGGGAGGAAGCAAAUGAAAAAGAUUACUAGAUUACAGGUGCGUGAAGAUGAUGAUUAUGGUGGAGUUGCACAAAAAUUAAAUGCGACUCUUGCACAAUUAUGUCUUGCAUGGUGCAUAAGACAGCCAAAUAUUAGCACAGUAAUCAUGGGUGUGUCUAAACCAGAACAAUUAGAAGAAAACAUUGGUGCUUUGCGCGUUGCGCCCUUGUUGACACCAGAAAUUUUUAAUGAAAUCGAGUCAAUUUUGGAGAACAAACCGAAACUCGCACUAUUCUUCAAAGCAGAUCUUGAGAAUGUAACUGACGUUGGUCCAGAAGACGAUGCAUACGAGUGGCACUUUAAGGCGCAGAAUGAAAUGUCUGGCUCGCGAGGAAGCGCCAAUUUUGUCAUGAGGUGCAAAUUCUGCAGGCGAGAGAGCAGUGCACAAUUCGAUUCCAAGCCAACUACUCUUUAUACAAGUGAUGAUAGUGGGAAGUACGCACAGAUGGCUCUUAUCGAGUGCCGAGGGUUGGAGCUUACUGGAUUUGAACCUAGAAUUGGAUUCAAAGCAGUGAGCUCUGAAUCGGGAACAGUGUUUGAAAACAUUGACUUGUCAGAAGCGUAUUGGGCCGAGUAUGACGAAAAUGGUGGAGUGCCCGUAAGCAUUUCUGAGAUAGAGACUGAAUUCAGAAGAGCAUAA
This is a messenger RNA of Paraglomus brasilianum, 1422 nucleotides long. Lineage: Eukaryota; Fungi; Glomeromycota; Glomeromycetes; Paraglomerales; Paraglomeraceae. The record is from the annotation of a GenBank genome assembly.